This is a messenger RNA of Arctia plantaginis, 438 nucleotides long. The record is from the annotation of a GenBank genome assembly. Lineage: Eukaryota; Metazoa; Arthropoda; Insecta; Lepidoptera; Erebidae.
AUGAUCAACAUAGCGGGCGUGGUGUCCAUCGUGCUGUUCUACGUGCUCAUCCUAGCGGUGGGUAUCUGGGCGGCCCGCAAGAAGCCCCCCGGCAAUGACUCGGAGGAGGAGGUUAUGCUAGCUGGCAGGUCCAUCGGCCUCUUUGUCGGAAUAUUUACUAUGACUGCGACGUGGGUGGGCGGCGGCUACAUCAACGGCACUGCGGAGGCGAUCUACACGUCGGGGCUGGUCUGGUGCCAGGCGCCCUUCGGAUAUGCGCUCUCGCUGGUCUUUGGCGGUAUAUUUUUCGCGAACCCGAUGCGGAAGCAGGGUUACGUAACGAUGCUGGACCCACUGCAGGACUCGUUCGGGAGCCGUAUGGGCGGGCUACUGUUCUUACCAGCACUCUGCGGUGAGGUGUUCUGGGCAGCUGGGAUCUUGGCAGCGCUCGGUAAGUGA